Platichthys flesus (European flounder) is the source of this 1977-nucleotide messenger RNA. RefSeq names its product SDS3 homolog, SIN3A corepressor complex component (gene suds3). Gene Ontology annotation, molecular function: histone deacetylase binding. Gene Ontology annotation, cellular component: Sin3-type complex. Lineage: Eukaryota; Metazoa; Chordata; Actinopteri; Pleuronectiformes; Pleuronectidae. The transcript has 12 exons. Bases 102 to 1136 code for a protein of 344 amino acids. The record is from RefSeq and is a predicted model, not a curated record. Gene Ontology annotation, biological process: negative regulation of transcription by RNA polymerase II.
CUCUGUCUACUUGUUGGAGGAGAAACGGAAACGCGCCGUUGUUGCAUUUACGAAUUAAUUCAAUUGCGCCGUGUAGUUUGGGGCUCAGCUGGAAAUGCAUUAUGCACAUGCACGAUUUGGCGAAUCAGGUCCCAAGUAGCGAACGAGUGCAACGCGAGGGGCAACUGCUCACAGUUAGCCUGUUAGCUGCACAUGUUAGCGACCCGCCAAACAAGCCCCUGCCCGCUAACACUCCCGGAGGAGGUGAGCUAUCAACGGAAGGACCGUUGACACGAGACACAGAGGAUGCCAGUGAAACAGACCUGGCCAAGCACGACGAGGAUGACUAUGUGGAAAUCAAAGAACAAAUGUACCAAGACAAACUGGCCUCCUUGAAACGACAGCUGCAGCAGCUGCAAGAAGGUACUCUGCAGGAGUAUCAGAAGAGGAUGAAGAAGCUCGACCAGCAGUACAAAGAGAGACUCCGAAAUGCAGAUCUGUUCCUCCAACUUGAGACAGAGCAGGUGGAGAGGAAUUACAUCAAGGAGAAGAAGGCAGCGGUGAAGGAGUUUGACGACAAAAAGGUGGAACUGAAGGAGAACCUAAUUGCGGAGCUGGAGGAGAAGAAGAAGAUGAUUGAGAAUGAAAAACUAACAAUGGAGCUGACAGGUGAUUCAAUGGAGGUAAAACCUAUCAUGACCAGGAAGCUGAGGAGACGACCUAAUGAUCCAGUCCCAAUUCCAGACAAACGGAGAAAACCUGCACCAGCUCAGCUAAAUUAUUUGUUGACAGAUGAACAGAUCAUGGAAGAUCUCAGAACACUUAAUAAGCUUAAAUCGCCGAAGCGGCCCGGUAUGUCAAUACUCGUAUCGCCCUCGUCCCCAGAACAUGUCCCCUCGGUUCCCAUUGAAAGCCCCACCCAGCGCUACGAGGCUCGCAUCGAGGAGGGGAAGCUUUACUACGACAAAAGAUGGUACCACAAGAGUCAGGCCAUCUACCUGGAAUCAAAAGACAACACGAAGAUCAGCUGUGUCAUCAGCUCAGUCGGGACCAAUGAGAUUUGGGUGAGGAAGACGAGCGACAGCACGAAGAUGAGGAUCUACCUGGGCCAGCUGCAGAGGGGAGCGUUUGUCAUCCGUCGACGGUCGGCCGCAUGAGACGCUUCCCCUCCCCUCCCCCCAUCUGUUCAUUCAUUCAUUCAUCCCCCCCGCUCGUUCAUCCACCGUUUUGCCCAUUGGUGCAUCCCUGUUGAGUUUGACAUGAGGCUUCUUCAUCCUAUACACUACCCAUCUACACACACACUCAUAGAAUCUUUCAUGGCCAAGGAUAUGUCACCAGAUUUGUUUUUCUCACACAAACCAACCUCUCGCACGGUAAAAGUCGUCCUAUAGACAAGUGGCUGUUUUCCAGCAUUAUUUGUCACUAUGUGGCACGUGUGUGGAGGUGGCUGUGGCUCAAAAUGGUGGCUUUGAUGCUGUCGACACAAAUCCUUUCUCUCUCCCGCAGCCUCAUUAACGUUGAUCAUUAAGUUAUUUUUCUGGAACAGCUUCAUGUAGACCCACACAAACAGUUUUCAAGCCUUUCAAGCUGUCGACCUGCUGAUGAGUAACAAAGCACGAACUGGAGGAACCCUUGUUGACAGGAUUUGUAUUGUUUUUUAUAUAAAAACACACCGAUCAGGCCUGGACGUGAUGACGAGAUGAGGAAAGGCUUCAGGUUUGAACAUCAUCAACCCCUCACGUGAAGACGUUACACGAGUCGAACCCUUUUCCAAACAUUAGAACUUUUGCACUGUCAUUAAGACGCGGAGCCCUGUUAUGCUUAUUAGAGAAAAAAAAUGUAUUUUGAAGAUUUCUGUGUUAAUAUUUUUAUGUAAUUUCGUCAUCCUCUCCAUAUGUGAACAAUCUGGAUGAUUUCAACAAUGUUUGCAUUUGGAGCAUCACGUGGACUGUUAAUUUGUACUGUGUUCCAUUUUAUUAAAAUGUUUUCUGCCUUUUA